Molecule: messenger RNA, 2073 nt
Organism: Ixodes scapularis (black-legged tick)
Lineage: Eukaryota; Metazoa; Arthropoda; Arachnida; Ixodida; Ixodidae
Product: arylsulfatase B
Exons: 10
Coding region: 1-2073 (690 amino acids)
Source: RefSeq, a predicted model, not a curated record
AUGGGAAACCAAUUCUAUGUAGACGACUAUGUGGUAGGAGCACAGACCGUCGAGGAAGCCCAGGCUAUGUGUGAUACAGUGGCUAUGAUACUAAGUGAAGCGGUAAUGCAUCUUCGCGAAUGGACAACUAAUAGCCGCGAGUUACGUCGAGUAGCAGACGAAACGUCAGUGCACCCUGACAUCCACUUCGAACCGACGAACGCGAGCAAGGUGUUGGGUGUGCUCUGGAACCCAGACACCGACACUUUACACUUCGAAGUGUUCAGCUUGAUCUUGUUCAUCCUGUCAGCAAAAUGGACUAAAAGACUGGUACUUCAAGCGACGUCGCGCAUUUAUGAUCCCUUUGGGCUUUUAUCGGCGUUUGUAAUCAAAGCCAAAAUAUUGUUUCAAAGAAUUUGGCAACGCGGUAUAGAGUGGGAUGACCCGCUACCCGAAGACAUUCAGCAAGAAUGGGAAGAUGCCAGCAAGGUAGCUUACGGAGCUGCUAUUUACGCCAGGGCCCAAGAUGGAAAUGGAAAUUUGGACGUCAGACUCGUCAUCUCGAAGUCACGAGUGGCCCCGAUCAAAGAUGGAUGGGGAGACGUUAGUUUUCACGGUUCCACCCAAAUACCAACGCCAAAUAUCGAUGUCCUGGCGGGAGAUGGUGUCAUACUCAACAACUAUUACGUGAUGCCGCUCUGCACUCCAUCCAGAGCUGCCCUGAUGACUGGGUUAUAUCCAAUUCACACAGGCAUGCAGUCUAGCGUUAUCCUGGACGCUGCCCCGUGGGGCCUACCACUGGAAAUAAAGAUCCUGCCGCAGCAUUUCAAAGAUUUGGGCUACGAAGUGAACAUGAUCGGCAAAUGGCAUCUGGGGUUCUACAAAACAGAAUACACUCCGACCAGACGAGGUUUCGACAGCUUCUUUGGAUUUUAUACAGCUUACAACGAUUACUACAAUCACACCGCUGGAAUGGACCACAUUGGAUACGACUCCAGAGACUACGAGACGCCAAUCUUGAAUGAGACGGGAUAUUACAAUACCCAUCGCUUUACAAACAGAUUUCGUUCUCUCGUUGGAAACCGCAACAAAUCAAAGCCCUUUUUUUGCUACUUCAGUCACCAGGCAGUGCACGGUGCGUUGGAGACGGAACCUUUUCAAGCUCCCGCACGCAAUGUUCUCAAGUUUCCCUAUAUAGGAGAGACGAACAGGACAUUAUACGCGGGAAUGCUAGACGCCCUUGACGAGUCCAUCGGGAGUAUUGUCGAGGCCCUGGACAACGCCGGAAUGCUUGAGGACACCAUCAUCGCCUUCAGUUCGGACAACGGCGGAUCUCCGUACGGGCUGCAAUCCAACCGUGGCUACAACUGGCCACUCCGGGGAGCUAAGUUCACUCUUUUUGAAGGCGCUAUCCGAGUUCCGGCCUUCGUCUGGAGUUCAAAGCUCGCAAAGAUGCCCCGGGUCUCUGAUCAACUUAUGCACAUCAGUGACUGGCUCCCGACGCUCUACUCGGCAGCAGGCGGUGACGCGUCUACUCUCGGCGCGAUGGAUGGAGUCGACAUGUGGCUUUCCCUGACCCGCGGCUCGGCGUCUCCGCGCAAAGAGCUUCUCCUGAACAUUGAUCCAAUGCACGACAGCGCGGCACUGCGCUACAAGCAGUACAAACUUGUCGUGGGCCUAGGUACCGAUAACGACUUGCCUGGGCACUAUCACUUUCCCGGUGGCAAGCGACCGACAAAUGACGUCCCUCAUCUAAGAAGGAACUCCAAAGUGGCGCAGGUACUCAGGAAGUUCUACUUGAAGCAGAACCGACUUUGGUGGCCACUGCCCUGGAGGAAGAACGUCGUUGUGGACUGUCGAAGGAAUCAGUUGACCGACAAAUUCGUUCCUCACCAGCCCCCGUACCUUUUCGAUAUAAAGCAUGAUCCCUGCGAACUCAACAAUUUGGCAGGAACACAUAAAAAUACACUUCGUUUCCUGAUGACGAAGUUGGACGCCUACAACGCCACCAUGGUGCCACCUCUGUUUCAGCCCGAGGACCCCAGAGCAUUCCCCGAAUAUCACGGCGGCAUCUGGUCUCCGUGGCUAGAUUAA